AUGUGGCUCUGGUUUUUGUGUAUCGCUUUUACCAUUGCCAAAUGCAAUGCUAACAAUAAAACAAAUUCAACUCGCCUGUUCGAUGUUCUUCAACGGCCACAGGAAUAUCAAAACAUUAGUAAAUCAAGUACCCUUGAAUUUCCAUUUGAUCUAGUCGGACAAAUAACUCAUGUUAGUAUUGAUACAUUAACUAUACGAACACGACACAAUGGAACAACACGUAUUAAAUUAGCAUGCAUUUAUACAACUAAUAUUUGGAAAGCAGCUUUUUUACGUAAACAUCCUCUUGAGCCACUUACUUACAAACCAUUAGAAGCAUUAGUUAAACCUAAUGAUCUUGUUCGUGUACAUGUUAUCGAUCGUUCAAUACAUUCACCAGGAGCAUACGUUUUUGGUGAAAUAUACAAUAUAGCAAAAAAUAAUUUAAAUAUCAAUAAAGAACUUGUUCGACGUGGUCUGGCUGAAUCAGCGCCAACAACACUUUCGUCAUGUGAUUCAGAAUAUUUCCUUCUCGCUCAAGAACAACCUCAGAAAUCAGAUCUUCGCUUAAUCUCGUCACGUGAUCGCCGUUCAGUUCCACAGCAUUGUUCAUCGCCACGUUCAGAAAUUGAACAAGAAGAAUGUCAACAUGUUAUCGAUGAUAGGCAUUAUAAUUAUAUGACAAUAUUAGUUAGUACGGUUGCUGUUGUCGCUCUUAUUGCAAAUUUUGAAGCUUAA
This is a messenger RNA of Rotaria socialis, 717 nucleotides long. The record is from the annotation of a GenBank genome assembly. Lineage: Eukaryota; Metazoa; Rotifera; Eurotatoria; Philodinida; Philodinidae.